Messenger RNA from Pochonia chlamydosporia 170, 321 nucleotides. RefSeq lists its product as hypothetical. The record is from RefSeq and is a predicted model, not a curated record. The transcript has a single exon. Lineage: Eukaryota; Fungi; Ascomycota; Sordariomycetes; Hypocreales; Clavicipitaceae. The coding region runs from base 1 to 321 and encodes 106 amino acids.
AUGUGGCCCGUCGAAAGUCAGCAUAUGGUUCGCAUGAGGGCGAACUGUCUCAUCACCCAGUUCCCACCUCUUACGCCCUGUCAGUAUACGAAAAAUGCAGGGUCUAACGGAAGUAAGAGCAGUGUAACCCUUUUGCUCUCAGCUCUCAGUGUGGCGAUACUUUUUGCGGCGCGUGGUCAACGAUGGCCAGUGACGGCACACGCCAAUUUCCCUCCCAUCCAGACGUUAAGCAACAUAUACGACACCAAAAAGGUACACUCGUGUUUUACAAAUGUAAUACCAGAAACAGCGAAAUCUAUAGUUCCCGAGUUAACCGCUUGA